This is a messenger RNA of Ambispora gerdemannii, 918 nucleotides long. Lineage: Eukaryota; Fungi; Glomeromycota; Glomeromycetes; Archaeosporales; Ambisporaceae. The record is from the annotation of a GenBank genome assembly.
AUGUUUUCAUCUUCAACGCAUAAAACUAAGAAAAGUACACUUUCCUUUUCAAAAGAUGAAUUCAAUAUUCUUGAUUCCUAUGUAAUAAUCGAAGGGCGAAAAUAUCAUAAUAUUGAUGGACUAGGGUACCCAUUACCUUGCGACGAAUCUGAAGCUUCUCGUUUGAUACUUCUUCAUUAUAUCUUUCGUUUAAUUUUUGGUGGGAAUUUUUCGUCUCCUAUUUCUAAUUUAUUAUCAGCAGGAGGGAUGACAAUUUUAGAUAUUGGUUGCGGACCUGGAGCUUGGGUGUCAGAGAACAGCAACAACUAUUCGAAAUCAACAUUUAUUGGACUCGAUAUCAUUCCAGAUAAUUUUCCUUCCGAAAAAGAUCGCCUCCCUAACGCGGCUUUUAUCCAGUGCAAUGUGUUAGACGGCAUUCCUUUUCCUGUGAAUACUUUUGAUUUUAUUCACCAACGUUGCCUUUUACAAGCUUUUACCAUAAAGGAAUGGCGUAGUGUAAUUGGCGAGAUUUGUCGAGUUCUUAAGCGGGGAGGAUGGAUCGAAUUUUCUGAGAAGGAUUUGAAGCUAAUUAACCCGGGACCGAUUAUGAAAAAAAUAUCGAAUGCAAAAUCUGCUGCAAAUGAGAUAAAUCCAUACGUCAUACAUAAGCUGAAAGAAUUUUUAAAAGAUACUGGGAAAAUCGAAAAUAUUAAAAUCGUCGAAAAAAUAGCUCCCGUGGGGAGUUGGGGAGGCAAAAUUGGAGAACUGAUUUUUAAAAAUACGCUUAGCUCUUUAAAUGGAUUAUGCGGAAAAAUAGCCCCAAUUUUGAAUAUACCCAUGGAAGAUUAUAAUUCUUUAUUAAAUCAGCUUGAGGAGGACGUAAAUAAACAUCAAACCAGUUACAGAAUAGUGCGGAUUUUUGGACAGAAGGCUUUCUGA